CUCGUCUACAUCUUGACCUUUCUGCUCGGCCUUCCUGCCAACCUGCUCGUCUUCUUUGUGUACAUGCGCAAGGCUCGUAAACAUGGCGCCACACCCAACGUGGUCUACGCCCUCAACUUGUGUCUGGCCAACUUGGGGCUGUUAGUCUGGCUGCCUGUCAAGACUUUGGAGACUCUGCUUCAGGACUGGAGGCUGCCUGCUCCCGUGUGUCUUGUCUACAACUUCUUCCUCUUCUCGUCCCUGUAUGGCAGCUGUCUGUUCAUCACUGCUGUAACGGCGGGUCGUUACUUCAGCAUAGCAUUCCCGAUCGUCUACAAGAGAUGGCGCUGUGCUCGUAACUCCUACAUCAUCAGCGCUGUCUUGUGGCUGUUGGUGGUGCUACACCUCAGCCCUGGCGCGGUGGUCGAAGAAGGGGGGUUUUUUGUUUCCACAGGUAAUAACUCAUCAGUUUGCUAUGAAGUUUUUAGUGCGUCCCAGCUGGCCGUGCUGCUGCCACUCCGCCUGGAGAUGGCCAUCACCCUGUUUCUUUUGCCUCUGAUUGUGUCAACUUUUUGCACGAUGCGCUGCGUCACGCUGGUGUGGCGCUCGAAAUUGUCCCCCAUGGGAAAAAGAAGAGUGCUGGCUGUUGCGCUGUCCACGCUCGCUGUGUUUGUGGUUUGCUACGCACCCUACAACGCCUCACACGUCGUGGGGUUUGUGAUGGGGGAGAACGUGAAGUGGAGGACGUACGCUAUGCUGACGAGCACCUGUAACGUAUUCCUGGACCCUGUGGUCAUGCUGAUGCUUUCUCCAGUCAUGUCAAGAGGCAUCUUGGGAAGAAUCUGUGGACGGCAAAGCCAGUUCAGCCACAGGGGGGGUUCUCGGUACCGGUGUAAAGCCGUCAGUGAAGCUUCAAAAGUUAGACCACCAACUGUCCCAUCUGAGGGGAGCAAACCUGGGGCUUAG
Molecule: messenger RNA, 945 nt
Organism: Neolamprologus brichardi
Lineage: Eukaryota; Metazoa; Chordata; Actinopteri; Cichliformes; Cichlidae
Product: free fatty acid receptor 3
Biological process (GO): positive regulation of cytosolic calcium ion concentration; G protein-coupled receptor signaling pathway; response to fatty acid
Cellular component (GO): plasma membrane
Molecular function (GO): bioactive lipid receptor activity
Source: RefSeq, a predicted model, not a curated record